Molecule: messenger RNA, 5823 nt
Organism: Seriola aureovittata
Lineage: Eukaryota; Metazoa; Chordata; Actinopteri; Carangiformes; Carangidae
Product: myosin-6-like
Exons: 37
Coding region: 1-5823 (1940 amino acids)
Cellular component (GO): myosin complex
Molecular function (GO): ATP binding; actin filament binding; cytoskeletal motor activity
Source: RefSeq, a predicted model, not a curated record
AUGUCAAGUGAUGCUAUUAUGGCAGAGUUUGGGCCCGCCGCUUCCUUCCUGAGAAAAUCAGACAAGGAGCGCUUGGAGGCCCAGACUCGACCCUUCGACAUGAAGAGGCAGUGUUUUGUGCCUGACCCUGAGGUGGAGUAUGUUAAAGCCACAGUCACAAGUAGAGAUGGCGACAAAGUCACUGUUGACACUGAAGAGGGGAAGACAGUAACUGUGAAGGAGGCAGAUGUCCACCCUCAGAACCCACCAAAGUUUGAUAAAAUUGAGGACAUGGCGAUGUUCACCUUCCUCCAUGAACCUGCUGUGCUGUUUAACCUCAAAGAGCGUUAUGCAGCAUGGAUGAUCUAUACCUACUCAGGGCUGUUCUGUGUGACUGUCAACCCCUACAAGUGGCUGCCAGUGUACGAUAAGGCUGUGGUCAACGCUUACAGAGGAAAGAAGAGGACUGAAGCUCCUCCUCACAUCUACUCCAUCUCUGACAAUGCCUACCAGUACAUGCUGGCAGACAGAGAAAACCAGUCUAUCCUAAUCACUGGGGAAUCUGGUGCAGGAAAGACUGUGAACACCAAGAGAGUCAUCCAGUACUUUGCCAGCAUUGCAGCUGUUUCUGGAAAGAAGGAUGUUAGUCAGGAGAAGAAGGGCACCCUGGAGGAUCAAAUCAUCCAGGCCAACCCUGCUCUGGAGGCUUUUGGAAAUGCAAAAACCAUCAGAAAUGACAAUUCCUCCAGAUUUGGUAAAUUUAUUCGAAUCCAUUUUGGAGUCAGUGGCAAACUGUCUUCAGCUGAUAUUGAAACUUAUCUUCUGGAGAAAUCUCGUGUCACUUAUCAGCUAAAGGCUGAGAGAGACUACCACAUCUUCUACCAGAUUCUGUCCCAGAGGAAACCAGAACUGCUGGAAAUGCUGUUGAUCACCAACAACCCCUAUGACUAUGCCUACAUCUCGCAAGGAGAGACAACCGUGGCCUCCAUCAAUGAUGCAGAAGAGCUGAUGGCCACUGAUGAAGCUUUUGAUGUCCUGGGUUUCACCCAAGAGGAGAAGAAUGGCAUCUACAAGCUGACUGGAGCCAUCAUGCAUUAUGGAAACAUGAGGUUUAAACAGAAGCAGAGGGAAGAGCAGGCAGAACCAGAUGGCACAGAGGAUGUUGACAAAGUUGCAUAUCUGAUGGGCCUGAACUCUGCUGACCUAAUCAAAGGCCUGUGUCACCCAAGAGUGAAAGUAGGCAAUGAGUGGGUCACCAAAGGUCAGAGUGUUCAGCAGGUGUACUACUCUAUUGGUGCUCUGGGCAAGUCAGUGUAUGAGAAAAUGUUCUUGUGGAUGGUCGUGAGAAUCAACCAGUCUCUGGAUACCAAACAACCUCGCCAGUACUUCAUUGGUGUGCUGGACAUUGCUGGAUUUGAGAUCUUUGAUUUCAACAGUUUUGAGCAGCUGUGUAUCAACUACACUAAUGAGAAGCUGCAGCAGUUCUUCAACCACCACAUGUUUGUGUUGGAGCAAGAGGAGUACAAGAAAGAGGGGAUUGUAUGGGAAUUCAUUGACUUCGGUAUGGACUUGGCAGCCUGCAUUGAACUCAUUGAAAAGCCCAUGGGCAUCAUGUCCAUCCUUGAAGAGGAGUGCAUGUUCCCCAAAGCCAGUGAUUCAACAUUUAAAGCCAAGCUGUAUGACAACCAUCUGGGUAAAAGUCCCAACUUCCAGAAGCCCAGGAUUGUUAAGGGGAAACCAGAGGCUCAUUUCUCCCUGGUUCAUUAUGCUGGCACUGUUGAUUACAACAUCACUAACUGGCUGGAGAAGAACAAGGACCCACUGAAUGAGACUGUGGUCGGACUGUAUCAGAAGUCCACCCUGAAAUUACUGGCUAUGCUGUUUGUUGGGUAUGCUGGUGCAGAUUCAGACAAGGAAGCAGGAGGCAAGGGGGGAAAGGGAGGAAAGAAGAAAGGUUCUUCCUUCCAGACUGUGUCAGCACUGCACAGGGAGAACCUGAACAAACUCAUGACCAACCUCAGGUCAACUCACCCACACUUUGUACGCUGCCUCAUCCCCAAUGAGACCAAGACUCCUGGGGCGAUGGAGAAUCCUCUGGUCAUGCACCAGCUGCGCUGUAAUGGUGUGCUGGAAGGCAUCAGGAUCUGCAGGAAGGGAUUCCCCAACAGGAUUCAAUAUGGAGACUUUAAACAAAGAUACCGCAUCUUGAACCCUAAUUCUAUCCCUGAGGGACAGUUCAUUGACAACAAGAAAGCAGCAGAAAAAUUGCUGGGUUCUCUGGAUAUUGACCAUGAGCAGUAUAAACUGGGUCACACAAAGGUUUUCUUCAAAGCUGGACUGUUGGGUGUUCUUGAGGAGAUGAGAGAUGAUCGUCUCGCUCUCAUCAUCACUGGAAUUCAAGCCAGAGCCAGAGGGAUACUUGCCAGGAUCGAGUUCCAGAAGAUUGUUGAGCGCAGGGAUGGCUUACUGGUGAUCCAGUGGAACGUACGUGCCUUCAUGGGAGUCAAGAAUUGGCCCUGGAUGAAGAUGUACUUCAAGAUCAAACCACUUCUGAAAUCAGCUGAGACUGAGAAGGAGAUGGCAAACAUGAAGGAGGAGUUCAUGAAGCUUAAAGACGCAUUUGCUAAAUCUGAAGCCCGCAAAAAAGAGCUGGAGGAAAAGAUGGUCACCCUUCUUCAAGAGAAGAACGACUUGCAGCUCCAAGUCCAAUCUGAACAAGAUAAUCUUGUAGAUGCUGAGGAGCGCUGUGAGGGUUUGAUCAAGAGCAAGAUCCAGCUUGAGGCCAAAGCCAAAGAGCUGACAGAAAGACUGGAGGAUGAAGAGGAGAUGAAUGCAGAGCUUACUGCCAAGAAGAGGAAGCUGGAGGAUGAGUGUUCAGAACUCAAGAAGGACAUUGAUGAUCUGGAGCUGACUCUGGCUAAAGUGGAAAAGGAAAAGCAUGCCACUGAGAACAAGGUUAAAAACUUGACUGAAGAGAUGGCAGCUUUGGAUGAAAUUAUUGCCAAGUUGACCAAAGAGAAGAAAGCUCUUCAGGAGGCUCAUCAGCAAACGCUGGAUGACCUGCAGAGUGAGGAGGAUAAAGUCAACACUCUGACCAAGGCCAAAUCCAAGCUGGAGCAGCAAGUCGAUGAUCUUGAAGGUUCUUUAGAACAAGAGAAGAAGGUGAGGAUGGACCUUGAGAGAGCAAAGAGGAAACUGGAAGGAGAUCUGAAGCUGAGCCAGGAGAGCCUAAUGGACCUGGAGAACGACAAGCAGCAACUAGAAGAGAAGCUGAAGAAAAAGGACUUUGAGAUCAGUCAACUUCUCAGCAAGAUUGAAGAUGAACAAGCACUGGGGGCCCAAAUUCAAAAGAAACUGAAGGAGCUACAGGCUCGCAUUGAAGAGCUGGAGGAAGAGCUGGAGGCAGAACGAGCUGCCCGUGGCAAGGUGGAGAAACAAAGGGCUGACUUGGCCAGAGAGCUGGAGGAGAUCAGUGAGAGGCUGGAGGAGGCUGGAGGAGCCACUGCUGCCCAGAUUGAGAUGAACAAGAAGCGAGAGGCUGAGUUUCAGAAGAUGCGCAGAGACCUUGAAGAGGCCACUCUGCAGCAUGAAGCCACUGCUGCUGCACUGAGAAAGAAGAAUGCAGACAGUGUGGCCGACCUCGGAGAGCAGAUUGACAACCUGCAAAGAGUGAAACAGAAGUUGGAGAAAGAGAAGAGUGAGCUCAGACUGGAGUUGGAUGAUGUGGUUUCCAACAUGGAGCAGAUCAUCAAGUCCAAAACUAACUUGGAAAAAAUGUGUCGCACUCUUGAAGAUCAAUUUAGUGAAUUGAGGACUAAAAGUGAUGAAGGCCAGCGUAUCAUAAAUGAUUUCACCAUGCAGAAGGCAAAGCUUCAAACUGAGAAUGGUGAGCUUACCAGACAGUUGGAGGAGAAGGACUCCUUGGUCUCCCAGCUGACCAGAGGGAAGCAGUCUUACACUCAGCAGAUUGAAGACCUCAAGAGACAGCUAGAGGAAGAAGUCAAGGCCAAGAAUGCACUUGCCCAUGCAGUGCAGUCUGCUCGCCACGACUGUGAUCUCUUGAGGGAGCAGUUUGAGGAGGAGCAGGAGGCCAAAGCUGAGCUUCAGCGCAACAUGUCCAAGGCCAACUCUGAGGUGGCUCAGUGGAGAACCAAGUAUGAGACUGAUGCCAUCCAGAGGACUGAGGAGUUGGAAGAUGCAAAGAAGAAACUGGCACAGCGUCUGCAAGAUGCAGAGGAAGCUGUGGAGGCUGUUAAUGCUAAAUGUUCCUCCCUGGAGAAAACCAAACAUAGGCUCCAGGGUGAGAUUGAGGAUCUCAUGGUGGAUGUGGAGAGAUCCAAUGCUGCUGCUGCAGUGCUGGACAAGAAACAGAGAAAUUUUGACAAGGUCCUUGCUGAGUGGAAGCAGAAGUAUGAGGAGUCCCAGACUGAGCUGGAAAGUGCCCAAAAAGAUGCUCGUACUCUUAGCACCGAACUCUUCAAAUUGAAGAACUCUUAUGAAGAAUCUCUGGAUCAUCUGGAGACCAUGAAACGAGAAAACAAGAAUCUCCAAGAGGAAAUUUCUGACUUGACUGAACAACUUGGUGAGGGAGGAAAAAGCAUCCACGAGCUGGAGAAGGUCCGUAAACAGCUGGAGCAGGAGAAGGCUGAGAUACAAGCAGCUCUGGAAGAAGCUGAGGGCUCUCUGGAGCAUGAGGAGGGUAAGAUCCUGCGUGCUCAGCUUGAGUUCAACCAGGUGAAGGCUGACAUUGAGCGCAAGCUGGCUGAGAAGGAUGAAGAGAUGGAGCAGGCCAAGCGUAACCAGCAGAGAGCGGUAGACACUCUGCAGAGCUCCCUGGAGGCUGAGACUCGCAGCAGGAAUGAGGCUCUCAGGAUUAAGAAGAAGAUGGAGGGAGAUCUCAAUGAGAUGGAGAUCCAGCUGAGCCAGGCCAACAGGCAGGCAGCAGAGGCACAGAAGCAGCUCAAGGGACUCCAUACUCAUCUGAAGGACUCCCAGCUGCAGCUGGAUGAUGCUCUCCGUGCCAAUGAUGAUCUGAAGGAGAACAUUGCAAUUGUGGAGAGACGUAACAACCUGCUGCAGGCUGAACUUGAUGAGCUGAGGUCUCUGGUGGAGCAGACUGAGAGAGGUCGUAAACUGGCUGAGCAGGAACUGCUGGAUGUCAGUGAGAGAGUUCAGCUGCUGCACUCCCAGAACACCAGCUUGCUGAACCAGAAGAAGAAGCUGGAGGGAGACUCCACCCAACUUCAGAAUGAGGUGGAGGAGGCUGUGCAGGAGUGCAGAAAUGCUGAGGAGAAGGCCAAGAAGGCCAUUACUGAUGCUGCCAUGAUGGCAGAGGAGCUGAAGAAGGAGCAGGACACCAGUGGUCACCUGGAGCGUAUGAAGAAAAACAUGGAGCAAACCAUCAAAGACUUGCAGCACCGUCUGGAUGAAGCUGAGCAAAUAGCCAUGAAAGGUGGAAAGAAGCAGGUCCAGAAGCUCGAGGCCAGGGUGAGAGAGUUGGAAAAUGAGGUGGAUAUGGAGCAAAGGAAAAGUGGGGAAUCAGUCAAAGGAAUUCGCAAGUAUGAAAGACGCAUCAAAGAGCUCACUUACCAGACAGAGGAGGACAAAAAGAAUCUGAGCCGCCUGCAGGACCUGGUGGAGAAACUUCAACUCAAAGUCAAGUCAUACAAGCGGGCUGCAGAGGAGGCUGAAGAACAGUCCAACACAAAUCUAAGCAAGCUGCGAAAGUUGCAGCAUGAGUUCGAGGAAGCAGAGGAGAGGGCCGACAUUGCAGAGUCCCAGAUCAACAAGCUGAGAGCCAAGAGCCGGGACUCUGUUGCUAAGAAAUCACAUGAUGAAGAGUGA